AAAUAAUAUAAUUUGAAUAAUUAGCUCACAGUAUUUUAUUUAAUGUGAUAUGAUGCCUGAAGAAAAUUUUGAAAAUGAGAUUAUACUUAAAGAACAAGGCAAUGUGGCUUUUAAAAAUGGAGACUGGCUAAGAGCUUUAAAUUGUUAUUCUAAUGCAUUAGACUUGCUUAAAGAAAAUAAUCGAGAGAAAUCAAUAUUAUAUAAAAAUCGAGCUGCAGUAUAUAAUAAAUUAGGUGAGUUUGAAAAUGCUAUUCGUGACUGCAGUUCAUCAUUAAACAUUGUUGUUGACGAUCCAAAAGCAUUAUUUCGACGUUGUUAUGCUUAUGAACAACUUGGAAAAUAUGAAGAAGCAUAUGUAGAUGGUAAACAAUGUUUGUUGUCAGAUCCAGCAAAUAAAGAAAUACAGCCAAUCUUGUCAAGAUUACAUCCAAUUGUCCAAGAAAAAGUUAAAGAAAAUGCUCAACUGUCUAACAAAAUUGAAAGUAUGUUUAAAUUUGUUUUUACAAUUGAAGAAAGUAUUGAUAAACGUAUAACCGCCAUAAAAAAUUUAUUGGUUAUAUCUAAAGAGUCAAAUAGUGGAUGUGUUGGCUUAUUAAAAUUUGGUAUUGUCAGUAAAAUUAAAGGUCUUUUAAAGAACGAUAAAAAUUCUGAAGUACGAAUAAAUGCUUUGAGAAUAAUUGGACAACUAUGUAAAAAUAAUGAAACUUGUACCAAACAAGUUCUAGUUGAUUUAGGUGUGCCAUGGUUUAUUGAUGCAUUAAACACAGAAAAUCAAAAUGAAAUAAAUGGUGUUACAUAUAUUAUACAAGAAGCAUUAAAUAGUUUAACUGGCAUGUCCAACAAAUUAGAUAGUUCACCGAAUGAAGAAAAAUGCAUAAAAAACUCAAAAGAAAUAGAUGCAAUUCUAACAUGCUUAGUUUGUUCUAUAGAUCGUCAUUCAAUUAAUAAAUUUGCGAGAGAUUCUAUAGUAGAAAUCUUAACAAGAAAUAUACAUUUUAACAAUGUAAAUUGGGCUGAGCGUUUGAUUGAUAUGAAAGGUUUACAAAGAUUGUUAGAAAUUGCUGCUGAACUUAUUGAAACUAGAUACGAGUCAAAAAUGGAAAUAACGGAAUAUUCACAUACUAAUGUUUCAGUUUGCUUAUCAAGAAUUUAUGACAAUUUAACUUGUGACAAAUCCCGAGAAAAAUAUAUGGAAGCUGUUGAUGAGUUCCUUAAAAAAAUGCUUCUAGACCCAGAUAUAGAAACAAAAGUUCGAGCCGUAUCCACUUUAACAGUAUUGCUUAUGGGUCCAAUAGAUGUAGGAAAUUCAGUUAUAUCAAGAGAUGGAAUUAUUGAAAUGAUUCUUGCCAUGGCUACAACAAAUGACAAAGUACAGCAAAAAAUUGCAUGCGAGUGCAUUAUUGCUGCCACAUCCAAAAAAAGUAAGAUAACACCAAUUGUGAAGCUAGGUACUCAAAUACUUAAAAAUCUUUAUAGAAGUGGUGAUGAUGAUAUUCGGAUCCGUGCAUUAGUCGGAUUAUGUAAACUUGGUAGUAGUGGAGGUACUGAUGCUUCUAUACGUCCAUUUUCAGAAGGUUCUACUCUUAAAUUAGCUGAAGCUUGUCGUAGAUUUUUAAUACAUCCUAAUACUAAUCCAGAUACAAAAAGGUGGGCAGUUGAAGGGUUGUCUUAUUUAACUUUAGAUGCUGAAGUCAAAGAAAAAUUAAUCGAAGAUCAAGCAGCAUUAGAAGCUAUUAUGGGGCUAGCUAAGUCAGAGAAAACAUCUGCUAUGUAUGCUCUAGUAUCAAUUUUUGUGAAUUUAUGUAAUGCAUAUGAAAAACAAGAGGUUAUACCAGAGAUGAUUGAACUUGCCAAAUUUUCCAAACAGCAUGUACCAGAAGAUCAUGAACUAGAUGAUGCUGAUUUUGUAAAUAAAAGAAUUAUAUUAUUAUCCAAACAUGGUGUUAUAACAGUUCUUGUACAGCUAUCCAAAACUGAAAGUUUAAAUAUAAAAGAACUUAUUUCACGUUUGUUUAAUGCUAUAUGUAUCUUACCUGAGGUCAGAGGUGAAGUUGCUAAAUUAGGAGGUAUAAAAGCUCUUUUAGAACUUGCCCAUUCAGGUACACCUAAAGGAAAAAGACAAGCAUCUCAAGCUCUUGCUAGGAUUGGAAUUUCAAUUAAUCCAGAAGUAUCAUUCAAAGAACAACGUUGUUUAGAAUCCAUACGACCAUUUCUUAGUCUAUUGCAUCCAGACUGUUCAGCUUUAGAAAACUUUGAGUCAAUGAUGGCUCUAUGCAAUAUGGCAUCUGUGAAUGAAAGAGUCCGAAAAAAGAUUUUAGACUCUGGUGGACUGCAACUUAUUGAAAGUUAUUUAUUUGAAGAACAUCUGAUGCUUAGGAGAGCAUCUGUCCAAUGUUUUACCAAUCUUAUGUUAUCUCAUGAAGUUAUUAAGGUAAUUGAGGGUGAUAAUGAUAGAUUGAAAAUGUUAUUCUUAUUGUGUGAGGAAGAAGAUGAAGAUACAUCAUUGGCUGCAGCUGGUGCAGUUGCAAUAGCUGUAUCAAAUAGUGUCCAAUGUAGUAAGAAAUUAAUGACAUUUAACAAUUGGGAAGAAUCAUUGAAGGCUUUAUUAGCACAUCCUAAUAAUGCAAUGCAGCAUAGAGCUUUGGUAAUUGCUCAUAGUUUAAUAUGUGCUGACAAAGAAAUUGCAGAAAAAGUUUUUGCCACUAAUAUUAUGGAAGUAUUAAUGGCUUUGUCAAUAAUGGAUGAUGAGAAGAAAAAAGACAUAAAAGAAAUGGCUGAGAAAUGUUUGAAACUCGCUGAAGAUUUGAAACUUAUUAAAAAAGCAGCUUGAGAAUUAUAAUAUAGUUUUUAAUUAGAUAUUACAUUUUAAAUUAUUGUAAUGUUUUGUUUAAUUUGAUCAUUUAGUAAGCAGACCUAGAUCAUGUUAAUAAAAACCUAUGCAAAACAUCUAAAGUUUUUCAUAAAAUAAUUGUAUUUAGACAUUUUUAAAAUACAAGUUUGAGGUAGAAAAUUAUACAGAGAAAAAAAAAUGUCAUGAGUUAUGAUUGCUUGGACUAAGUUAAAGCUCUGUAACAAAAACUAUAAAAUUCUGAAAAAAUAACUAUAAUCUAUUUCACCACCCUUUAAGUCAGUAAAUUGUGAUGAAUAGUAUUAUUAAUUUAUUUAUUAAUUUAUGACAUAGAUAUAUAGUUUACUUUUGCUAUUCAUAACAGUAUAUAUUAACUUAAGAAAAAUAAUUUUUAUUGUAAAACACUUAUAAUAUAUCAUAUCAUUUUUGGUAUAUUAAAAUUUGGUACAUAUAAACUUAUAAAUUAUAUGACUAUUGUUUUAAAU
Molecule: messenger RNA, 3333 nt
Organism: Sipha flava (yellow sugarcane aphid)
Lineage: Eukaryota; Metazoa; Arthropoda; Insecta; Hemiptera; Aphididae
Gene: unc-45
Product: protein unc-45 homolog B
Exons: 2
Coding region: 50-2830 (926 amino acids)
Molecular function (GO): Hsp90 protein binding
Source: RefSeq, a predicted model, not a curated record